UUUGACGCAUGUGCCGUAGUGGAAAUAUUAUUCAAAAACUAGUAGUUUCUAUGACACGCCAUCGCAUGUUGGGAGGCGACGUUUCGGGUUCUCCCAUCUAUUUCUUUCCCCUCUAUCAUUCAAACUCGUUUCAUUUUUACAGCCUAACCACGGAAUGACGGAGAUCAGCCUUGUCCUACAAAAACUUUCUUUCUUUCUUUCCGCUUUGGGUUUGUCGUUACAGUCCGAUCGACAUCUCUCUCUCUAGCACGCAGCUGCACGCCUUUUGCGGCAAUCACGGAUUGGCGAAUUAGCGGACGAUGUUUUCCUAUCUGUCGAUGCGUCACACAGGAAUAGCCGAGCUCAAUGAAAUCGGUCAUGGCAAAAGAUCUCAACCCGGCGAGUCCUUGGCAGUAAAUUAUUUGUUUAUUUUUAACCGGCUAGGCAACAGGCCGCCGCACGGCGCCACAUCUAGUGAGAAUUCAGUAGUAGAAGUAGCUAGUAGUAUAGUCGAUUGGGUGACACCCAUUUGGUGUAGACAACUCCACUAGUGGUUUUUUUUUCUUUUUACGAGUUGUGGAAAUUACCGCAAGUGCUUUCGAAUCUUUGACUUUGACGUCACCAUCCCGCACAACGUGAUCCGAAUUGAUGGAUGAGAUAAUGAAGCCAAGAAAGAAGCGAACGACAAAUGAAACGGGGGGGAUGCGUAAGUGAGAAAGGAAGGAAAGGAGAGACUUGGAACUCUCCGGUUCUCUUUGGUUGGGAGUUGUGCAGCCGAAAAAUGAUUGCGUAGUUGAAUCUCGGGCUUUUUUGGGCUCUGUGUUGCCUCAGUUGUUGGCAGCGGGUCAUCCUAGCCAGUUGUCAUGGCGGAAUCGUCGCUGUCGCGUCCCAGAAGAGGCUUGCAAAGCAGAUCCCUGCGGAAUCGAGUGGCCGAGAACGUUCGAGGCUUUCUGUUUUUCAUGACGUUGUGGUCGGCCGAAUCGACAGCCGCCAUUCUUCAUCAACGAAAAACUCGACGAACCUAUAAAAUCAAACGAGGCCAUGUCCGUUACGGAAACAAGUGGAUUCCACUACACAAAUUCCGGCGCAUUCAGGACGCCAGCCUCGACAUGCGGGGCCAGCCGUACAAAGCUGAGAUAUUUGCCCGUCAAUUGCAAGAUGACGGAGGGCCGUCUAGACAGCAGGCUCGUCGCAACUCGGAUCUAUGUGUGUCGUGUAAAAACGCUGUCUUUCUUGCCGAACGAUUGAUGGUGAAUGGUCGUCUGCACCACCGUGUGUGUUUUCGUUGUGCUCGUUGUCAAUCUCAGCUUAGCCUUGCCAAUUACUAUGAAACAGAACAGGAACAAUAUUGUUGCGAAACUUGUCCGGAUGAAGUUGCCGCCGUCUCCAACCCCACACAACCCAUUGCGUCUAAUCAAGUGAGCUCCGAUCCAGCAAGUGCCAUAGAGACCACGCCCGACGAGACGUCGUUGAGUGUGCGAAAUGUGGUCGAAUCUGUUGCACGAGAGGAGGAGCUUGAACGGGUCUCCACUCCGCAGCAGCGAAGUUUUCUCGACAGCAUGGUAUGCGCCAUUGACGCUCCAGUGGUAGAAGUGACACGUGACUCGCAGCCCGUGUUAGUUGAACAUGAUAAAAAUGAAGCUAUUAAUGAAGAGGACGACUCGAAACUGCUGCUGGUGGCCCUGCCUGGUGAUGUCAGUGUUCAAAUACCAGAUGCCGUCACAGAAACGCGAGACGUUACAGUCGGCGAUCCAGUUGAAGAAAGCCAAGUUGUUGAUCAAGUUCCUCAAGAGGGUCUCGCUGACGGAGAAUUACAAGUUGCACAAGGCACGGAAUUGUCGAUAAUUAGUGAUAAAGAGUUGGAAGCAUGCCAUGAAAUUGUUAAGCCGGAGAAUGCGCCAGAGACGGAAGAACUGGCUAGUAAGACGGAUGAGAAGACUAGCCCAGAUUUGGCCGUGUCGGUUCACUUAGCGAAUGAAGAAGAUGAUGAAGCCGCCGACAAUGGCGAUCAUGUCAAAUUAUCAAGCACUGAACCUGCACAAGAUGAGGAGUCAGUGAAUACGCCAGAUCAAGAAAAAGAAAUUUCAUCUCCGUUCGCAUUACCUGUCGAGAUUCAAGUGACGACAGCAGAAGAGGAAGAAGUGGAAAUCGUCGUUGUUCCUAAGCCACGGCGGCGGAAGAGCAAACGAUCGUCCACACCUCAAAGCAAAAUUCUUAAUAGGUCGAUCGAUGAAUAUCCAGACGAACUGAAUCCUUUCGACGAUGAACCGCCAGUUGCGGAUUCCAAAUCGGAGCCUGUGGAUCAAAGCUCGUCCUUCAGCUCUGGCGCCAAUCAAGACACGCCCAAAAAAGUGUUAAGCGCUCCCAAAAUUAGUCUCAAUCCAUUUGGCAGCGAUGACGAGGAUGAUGAAGAAGAGAGCAGCAGAAGCGAUCAGGGGAAAUCAGGCGAGAAGGUUCGGCCUGGUAGACCUCCUCCACCCGUACUCAAAUCACCGACGCAAUCGUUGAACGUGAAUCCGUCGCCGUCACCUAAAAAACGGCCAGCACCUGCUCCACCCCCUCCGAAGCCUCAGAGGACACCAGGUUUGAUAACCGGUAGUGAAACGGGAUCUAUUUCACGGCGGAAGUCCGCUCCACCACCCCCGAGUGUCGACACCUCAAAAUCUCCGGUUCCAGCUCCUCGAACUGUGACGGGAGUCGCAACUACACCGAGCCCCAAGCCACGUCUAAUUUCGGCCGUGUCUCCUACGCUACCACCGUUCCCAAGUCCGUCCGAAAAAGCCCACAAAGACUUGUCAAAUCUGCACUUGCAAUGCGGUGUCAAUAAAGAUUCUCACGGCCAGUGGAAAAGAAAGAAAGGUCCAGCUCCACCUCGACCGUCUCCCCAAAAACGCCAACUAAGGAAAUUGCCAUUAAAGGGAAUCCAACAGGAGUUGGACGAUAUUGAGAUUAAACAAGUGGAACUGGAGAGACAGGGAGUCAAUUUGGAACAAAACAUUCGAGAUUUAACUGAGCCGGAAGACGGAAGUGAGCCUACCAGUGAAGGCAUUCAUAUCGAGGAAAUGAUCCUGCAGCUGUUCGACUUGGUCAACGAGAAAAAUGAACUUCUCCGUAGACAAACAGAACUAAUGUACCUCCGGCGACAGCAGCGACUUGAAGAGGAGCACGCUGAACUUGAAUUCCAAAUCCGCUGCUUGUUGGAGAAGCCAAAUGGUGAGAAAACUGACGAAGAUCGGUUGAAAGAGGAGGAACUGAUUAAUCGGCUAGUCCAGGUGGUCCAUCGACGAGCUGAGAUUGUUGACUGUUUAGAAAUGGACAGACGACGUCAGGUGGAGGAGGACGAAAGCAUUCAACAACAUCUUGACGUGUUCAACAGUCGGGGGGCUAUGUCGACGGCUGCUGAAAGCCAAACUAUUCAAGCGUCUCCUUCCAAGAUCAAAAGCAAAAGCUUGAAAUUGAUUCAAUCGCCGAUCAAGUUAAUGAAAAAAGAUAAACUCCUUAGAAAGUCGAAAAAGAACAAGGUCGAUGCUGACAAGGAAGUCGAUGAAUCUGAAACGGCUAGCACAUCAUCGCCGCCACAAAGUGCCGCCGCUGAUGCAUCAAUCUCACCUCCAAGCAAACCAGCUAGCAAGGAGAAAGAGAAACACAAAACAAAAUCAUGGUUUGCCAAGUAGAAAUGUAUUCAUUUCCAGUUUGUACUGUCUCUUUACCCACAUCUUUCCUAUUGAAUCAUGAGGUAAUUCACACACAUUAUUUUCGUUCGUUUAUUCGCUUUUUUGUGUAGGUUCUAUAUAUGCAGUUUUGUCUUUAUUCAUUCCGUUAUCUAAUCUCUCAUCUGUUGCAUCAAGUGUGUAUAAAGCUCUAGAUUUCGGAUUACACUUUGCUUGAAACGAAA
Messenger RNA from Daphnia pulicaria, 3874 nucleotides. RefSeq names its product MICAL-like protein 2. The coding region runs from base 843 to 3653 and encodes 936 amino acids. The transcript has 5 exons. The record is from RefSeq and is a predicted model, not a curated record. Gene Ontology annotation, molecular function: protein binding. Lineage: Eukaryota; Metazoa; Arthropoda; Branchiopoda; Diplostraca; Daphniidae.